AUGGCUGCAUUACCGACGCGUAACGACCUUCGCAUCAUCCUGCAUUUGGAUUAUGACUGCUUCUAUGCCUCGGUGUUUGAAGUAGAGCAACCGGCUCUCAAAUCACUGCCCCUAGCAGUCCAGCAAAAGCAGAUAGUCGUGACCUGCAACUACGAGGCGCGACGACGCGGCCUGCACAAGUUACAGCUGAUCAAGGAUGCCAAGCGCAUUUGCCCCGACGUUGUGAUUGUCCUGGGUGAAGACUUGACCAAAUUCCGCGAUGCGUCCAAAGAUCUUUAUCUAUUUAUCCGCAGCUUCAUCUGGGGCGGGCGAGUGGAGAGACUGGGCUUCGACGAGCUCUCUUUGGAUGUGACCGAGAUGAUCGACUACAACGUCGGACUGCUGAAUGCAAAUACUCUGGCAACUUCCUUCUUCCAUUUAGAUCAACAGGACCCCACAGUUGGCUUUAUCUACGAUGCAACCAAGUUCGUUGGCUCUACUUAUCCACCGAUAGCGGCGAAAGCAUCUGCGAGUCCCCCAGAAGCACUAUCGCUGGAGAUGAAACUGCUGGUCGCCUCCCACUUGAAUGGAUACCUGAGAGGGCAACUUGAACACGAGAAAGGCUUUACGGCUACUGGAGGAGCUUCUACCUCCAAGCUACUGGCAAAGUUAGUCGGCAGCGUCCACAAACCCAACCAGCAGACCACUCUGCUCCCACCUUAUGAGGCAUCCCGGGAUGAAGCCGCAAGCAACGUCCUCGAGUUUAUGGAUGCCCAUGAAAUCCAGAAAAUCCCGGGCAUCGGAUCAAGACUUGCACAGAAGCUACGAAGCCGGGUCACUGGAAAGAACGCCGGCGACGAGAAGGUGACGGUGCGACAUGUGCGACUCUUUCCCGACAUGGGACCAGCGCUACUAGAGAAGAUACUCGGCGGGCCCGGGGCACCUAAAGGGAUCGGCAUGCGCGUAUGGGGUACCUUGCAUGGAGUGGACAAUGCAGACGUGCUCGAGGCACGCGACCUACCGACCCAGAUCAGUAUCGAGGACUCGUACGGACGAGGACACCUGGAAAAUAUUGAAAGCGUACGGCGAGAACUGACGAUCAUUGCAAAGAGUCUGAUCCGACGCAUGAGAACCGAUCUGAUCGACAGGACCGAGAGCGAUGCGGCUGGGCCUCGGUGGCUGGCCCACCCGCGCACCCUCCGAUUAUCCACGCGCCCUCGAAAUCCACCGGAGACAGACGGAGCGCGCACAUACAACGCCAAUCGCAUUUCGCGGUCAGCGCCGCUCCCUACGUUCGUAUUCAAUGUGGAUGAGAAUAUCGACGCGCUAGCCGAGAGGAUUGUGGGCGAGCACGUUUUGACCAUGUUUCGAAAACUUCAUCCCGAAAAGUCUGGUUGGGAUCUGAGUCUGAUGAAUAUCGCCGUGACCAACUUGGUCGAAAGUGCGGGGGACCAGAAACAGAGCAGCGGACGGGACAUUGGGAAAAUGUUCCGGCAACAGGAGACGGUGCGAAAGGAUUGGACGGUGCACGAUCCCGUUGCUGACCGGGCGCAUCUAAUGCAGCAGCCUGAUGUACCCGAUGUCCCUGUUUGGACCCUGGCUGCGCCGCCGGAUACAACGGAUGGGCGGUGGGAGGAUGGAGAGGAGGAGGACGACGAUGGGUCUGUAGGAACCGCAGAGUCACGAUCUCAAGCUUCAGAAGCCAUUCGCCAGGUCACGCCAAUCGACGAUCCUGUUAUUGGCACCUCUUCUCACCGGAUUGACCAUCUCUCACACUUUGACCUGACCUUCGAAUUACAUCGCGACGCCCGGCGCAUAAAGCUGGAACUCGAGCCAAACCACGACAUCUUGGCCGACGAUGCUUACGUGCAGUAUAUUCGCCCCGAUGGCACCCUGGGCGGGGGCGAGCCUAUCCAGCGACAUGAACACAAGGUCUUCCGUGGCCGCGCCCUGGUCGGUUCGGGCAAGGGCAGAUGGACUCCCACCGGUUGGGCCAGAAUCACCGUGAAAAGGGAUGGCCCAGAGCCGCUGUUCGAGGGUGCGUUCAGCAUCGACAACGACAAACACCACAUCGAGCUGCAGUCGACCUACCUGGGAAAAAAGCGAGCGAUCGAUACUGAUAUCGAACACCGGGCACACGAGUAUAUGGUGGUCUAUCGGGACUCUGAUAUGAUCCGCUUCCAACACUCCGAGCUCAAGCGGUCGCUGUCCGACUCCUCAGGCUGUUCGGCGGAUAAACUCGACUUUAAUGCCGACCUGAGCAAAUCGAUUUUUCCUUUUGGAAUUGACCGGCCUGAGGGCAGAUGGGGGUACACUUCGUUAAACUCGAUGUUUGGGCUGAGCAAGCGUCAAUCCGACACAGGUGGUUUGUCCGGAAACACGGGCGGCGUGAAUCUUAAAUCAACCAUUGGCGACUCAGCCGGGUGCCCCAAAACGAAGAAGGUCGCUCUCAUCGGAGUGGCCACGGACUGUAAAAUGACCGAUUAUUUCAAGGCGACCAACUCCACCCCCAAGGUCGCGGCCAAGGAUUUUGUCAUCAACAUGGUGAAUACCGCGUCGAGCCUCUACGAGUCAUCCUUCAACGUUUCCAUCGGUCUACGCAAUCUGACCGUGAACGAAUAUGAGUGCCCUACUACCGCCAAUGAUGCUACGCCGUGGAACGUCGAUUGCAACGGCGGCAAUAUCACUUGGCGCUUGAACGAGUUCUCCAAAUGGCGCGGUGACCACUCGGAUAACAACGCCUACUGGACUCUCCUGACGGCUUGCCCCACGGAUUCCGAAGUGGGUGUUUCCUGGAUGGGCCGACUGUGCACCUCCGGUGUCACGAGCGAUGGUUCUAGCUCUGUAUCAGGAGCCAAUGUCGUCGUUGGCACCGUGGGGUCAACGUGGCAGAUCUUCGCCCAUGAAACGGGCCAUACCUUCGGCGCUGUACACGACUGCGACUCGCAAACCUGCGCUCAGGGAUUGGAAGCUUCCUCUCAAUGCUGUCCGCUGAGCUCGUCGACCUGCAACGCCAAUGCCAAGUACAUCAUGAACCCGUACGCAGAGUCGGAUAUGACGACUUUCUCACAGUGCACCAUCGGCAAUAUCUGCUCGGCAAUCGGCCGCAAUAGCAUCAAGUCAUCCUGCCUCUCGGAUAACAGGGGCGUCACGACCAUCACCGGCAGCAUAUGUGGUAACGGUAUCGUUGAGGCUGGCGAAGAAUGUGACUGCGGCGGCUCCAAAGGAUGCGGCAAUAACCCUUGCUGCGAUGGCAAGACAUGCAAAUUUAAGAACAACGCCGUCUGCGAUGACUCCAACGAUAGCUGCUGCUCCAGCUGCCAGUACUCUGCCGCAGAUACCAUCUGCCGCGCAAGUACCGGCCCAUGUGAUAUCGCCGAGAAGUGCACCGGAAACUCCAGCGCUUGCCCAGACGACAAGUACGAGAAGGACGGGACAUCCUGCGGCUCCACAAAGGGUCUUGCCUGUGCCAGCGGCCAAUGCACCAGCCGAGACUACCAAUGCCGCACGGUGAUGGGCAGUCUAUUGAACAGCAACGACACCUGGGCCUGCGAGGAUACAAACGCCCCAUCGUGCAGUCUCGUCUGCGGCUCCCCCGAGCUUGCUCAUCAAUACGGCAGCAACACGUGUAUCGAGAUGAACCAGAACUACCUGGACGGUACGCCGUGCGAUGCAGGCGGCACAUGCAAGUCCGGCCAAUGCCAGGGCUCAUCCGCUCUCGGUUGGAUCCGCCAGCACAAGAACAUCGUGAUUGGCAUCUGCGUUGGUGUGGGUAGCCUGAUUGUCCUCGCUUUGCUGUACUGUCUCAUCAGCCGUUGCAGAAUGGCCAGAGCCAGGCGCCGCAUGGCCAAGGCUCCUGGGCCGUAUCCCGGCUAUCGAGGACCUCCGCCGCCAGGUCGCAGGCCUCCUCCCAUGCAGCAGUGGCCCGGAUAUCCCACUACUGGGUACCAGAAUAUGCCACCGCCGCAGCCACCGCGUUAUGGUUAA
Molecule: messenger RNA, 3966 nt
Organism: Penicillium cinerascens
Lineage: Eukaryota; Fungi; Ascomycota; Eurotiomycetes; Eurotiales; Aspergillaceae
Gene: admB
Exons: 3
Coding region: 1-3966 (1321 amino acids)
Biological process (GO): translesion synthesis; proteolysis
Molecular function (GO): DNA-directed DNA polymerase activity; damaged DNA binding; metalloendopeptidase activity
Source: RefSeq, a predicted model, not a curated record